Molecule: messenger RNA, 2255 nt
Organism: Vombatus ursinus (common wombat)
Lineage: Eukaryota; Metazoa; Chordata; Mammalia; Diprotodontia; Vombatidae
Gene: BRD7
Product: bromodomain containing 7
Exons: 18
Coding region: 59-2053 (664 amino acids)
Biological process (GO): regulation of transcription by RNA polymerase II
Cellular component (GO): nucleus
Source: RefSeq, a predicted model, not a curated record
CCGGAAGCGGUGCGGCCUGGGCCUGGCGCGGGGGGCGGGCACCGGGGCCCGGGCCGACAUGGGCAAGAAGCACAAGAAGCACAAGUCAGACAAGCACCUCUAUGAGGAGUAUGUGGAAAAACCUUUGAAGUUAGUACUGAAAGUAGGAGGAAACGAAGUCACAGAGCUCUCCACAGGCAGCUCAGGACAUGAUUCAAGCCUCUUUGAUGACAAAACGGAUCAUGAGAAACAUAAAGACAGAAAGAGAAAAAAGAGAAAGAAAGGAGAAAAGCAGGUCCCAGGGGAAGAAAAGGAAAAGAAACGAAGAAGAGUAAAGGAAGAUCGAAAAAGACGAGAUCGGGAUCGGGCUGAGAGUGAGGCAGAAAAAGAACUUCAAUGUCAAACUCCUAUAAGACUAGAAUUGCCCCCUGAGAAGCCUCUGACAAGUACAUUAUCUAAGCAAGAAGAAGUAGAACAAACACCCCUUCAAGAGGCUUUGAAUCAACUGAUGAGACAAUUACAAAGAAAGGACCCAAGUGCUUUCUUUUCAUUUCCUGUGACUGAUUUUAUUGCUCCUGGCUACUCUAUGAUCAUUAAACACCCAAUGGAUUUUAGUACUAUGAAAGAAAAGAUCAAGAACAAUGACUACCAAUCCAUAGAAGAAUUGAAGGAUAAUUUCAAACUGAUGUGUAGCAAUGCCAUGAUUUACAAUAAACCGGAAACCAUUUAUUACAAAGCUGCAAAGAAGCUGUUGCACUCAGGAAUGAAAAUUCUUAGCCAGGAAAGAAUUCAGAGCCUGAAACAGAGUAUAGACUUCAUGGCUGACUUACAGAAGACCCGGAAGCAGAAAGACAAAAUGGAAAUACAGCAGAGCGGGGAAGACAAUGGCUAUCUGCUAAAAGAUAAAGAUGAUUCUUUGGACAAUGAUAUUAAAGUUUUCAAAAGUCCAAAUAAGGAAAAUAAAAAGAAAGACAAAGAUAUGCUGGAAGAUAAACUUAAAAGCAAUAACUUAGAAAGGGAACAAGAACAAAUCGACCGCAUUGUUAAAGAAUCUGGAGGAAAGUUGACCAGACGGCUUAUAAAUAGUCAGUGUGAGUUUGAAAGAAGAAAGCCAGAUGGAACCACAACAUUAGGACUUCUUAAUCCUGUGGACCCUAUUGUAGGAGAACCUGGCUACUGCCCUGUAAGAUUGGGAAUGACGACAGGAAGACUUCAGUCUGGAGUUAAUACACUGCAGGGGUUCAAAGAGGACAAAAGAAAUAAAGUUACUCCAGUGUUAUACUUGAAUUAUGGACCCUACAGUUCUUAUGCGCCAAACUACGAUUCCACAUUUGCAAAUAUCAGCAAGGAUGAUUCUGAUUUAAUCUACACAACUUAUGGGGAAGAUUCUAAUCUUCCAGGUGGUUUCAGGGAUGAGGUGGCAGAACUGACUGAGAAGGAGGAAAGUAUUCAUGAGUUUUUGGCCACAUCACAAGAUUAUCCAUAUGUUAUGGCAGAUAGUUUACUGGAUGUUCUGACAAAAGGAGGACAUUCUCGAUCCCUCAGAGAGCUGGAAACGCCAGUGCCUGAAGGUGAAACCCAGAAUGGUAGUCUUGACAGUGCAAAAGACAUGGAGGUUACAGAAACAGACUCAUCUGGCUCUUUGGACUGUAGUACUAAUAAGGACAGACUUACAGCACUAAAGGCAGUCACAAACUUUGGAGCCCAGAUUGAGAUUUUUGACUCAGAAGAAGCUGAAGUGUUCCAGAGGAAACUUGAUGAAACCACCAAAUUACUCAGAGAACUUCAGGAGGCUCAGAAUGAACGUCUAAGUACCAGACCUCCUCCUAAUAUGAUUUGUCUUUUGGGACCAUCUUACAGAGAGAUGUAUUUGGCCGAACAAGUAACCAAUAAUCUAAAAGAACUUGCACAGCAAGUAACCCCAGGUGACAUAGUGAGCAUGUAUGGAAUCCGGAAAGCAAUGGGAAUUUCAAUUCCUUCUCCUGUCAUAGAAAACAGCUUCAUAGAUUUAACAGAAGAUCUUGAAGAACCAAAAAAAGUCAGCACCACUGAAUGUGGAUCUGAUGGAAUUUGAAGUUGUAACAGUGGCAUAUGAUUAUAUAUAGUGUAUAUAUUUUUUUUCAUUCUUAACUUGGAAAUUUUUCAGGGCAUGUUAAAUAUUUGUAAAUUGUGUUUUUAAUGAGUUAAACUUUGGAACAAUUUUAGUGUUCCAGAGAUAGAACAUGUGUUAAAGUAAUAAAUCUGAACAUUAAAUUAUCAAGUGUGAAUAAUUUCAA